AUGGUAUUAUUUUCCAGCAUGGCUUCUUUGAAUGAAGAUGACAUUUAUGCAAUACUAUCCAAAGUGGGAGACGAGGAAGAAGUGGUUCCUCCAAAUGAUUUGGACAGCGAAGUUGAGGAUAUUUUAGAGACAGAUAGUGAGGAACCUACAGAUCCUUCAAGCGAUUCUGAUGACGAACCUCUUCGAGCAUCAAAUAUUAGUCGCCGACGUCGAAUAAAUUCUAAUGACUCAUCGGAUAAUGCCCGACCUACGAAACAGAUGAAAGAUGUACCUUACAAACACAAAUGUAGAACCCUUAGUAUCUUUCUUUGUGAAGCAACUUUCCGAAACUAUUCAAGGCAGUAA
Messenger RNA from Parnassius apollo (apollo), 345 nucleotides. NCBI's taxonomy places the organism in Eukaryota, Metazoa, Arthropoda, Insecta, Lepidoptera, Papilionidae. The record is from the annotation of a GenBank genome assembly.